Messenger RNA from Triplophysa rosa, 1918 nucleotides. It is a transcript of the gene cbx1a, whose product is annotated as chromobox homolog 1a (HP1 beta homolog Drosophila). Gene Ontology annotation, cellular component: nucleus; pericentric heterochromatin. Bases 247 to 855 code for a protein of 202 amino acids. The record is from RefSeq and is a predicted model, not a curated record. NCBI's taxonomy places the organism in Eukaryota, Metazoa, Chordata, Actinopteri, Cypriniformes, Nemacheilidae. Gene Ontology annotation, molecular function: chromatin binding. Gene Ontology annotation, biological process: negative regulation of transcription by RNA polymerase II; chromatin organization. The transcript has 6 exons.
AGAAUUGGCGGUUUGCUGUCUGUAGUCGUAUAGCCUUUCCUUUUGUCUCACCAGCUGAAGAAACUCGGUAAAAUCACAGAAAAAGCAGUAAAAUAAUAACAAACUCUUUCUGCAUUCGACAAUUAAGGCAUAACUAGCACCACUGAAGUGCCAACAUUGGUGUUUUAUCGUCUUAAUACGUUUUUUCAGAGCACUGUUGACGUUGACAAGGAACCGGAAGGUUCCGCAGAUCCUCCUCAGACAAGCAUGAGCCAACCUACAGACACAGCCAGUGAUGCUCCCAGCGUCACCGCAGAAGUCAAGCUGGCGGCCACUGCAGGAAAGAAGCAGAACAAGAAGAAGGAUGAUGUUUUAGAGGAGGAAGAGGAGGAAUAUGUGGUGGAGAAGGUUCUGGACAGAAGGGUUGUGAAGGGCAAAGUCGAGUACCUUCUCAAAUGGAAAGGGUUCACGAAUGAAGACAACACAUGGGAACCAGAGGACAACCUGGAUUGCCCCGAUCUCAUCGCUCAAUACCUGCAGAUGCAUAAAAGUGAUGAGAAGAAAGAUGGAAAGAGAAAAGGUGAAUCUGACACCGAUGGCGGAGAAGACAGUCGCCCCAAGAAGAGAAAAGAUGAGCAAGAAAAGCCAAGAGGCUUCGCACGGGGGUUAGAUCCAGAACGCAUCAUUGGAGCUACAGAUUCCAGCGGCGAGCUUAUGUUCCUAAUGAAAUGGAAAAACUCUGACGAAGCAGAUCUCGUUCCAGCUAAGGAAGCCAACGUUAAAUGCCCACAGGUGGUCAUCUCCUUCUAUGAAGAGCGACUGACAUGGCACUCCUACCCUUCUGAGGAAGAAGAGAAGAAGGACGAUAAGAACUAACUGACGUGAGUUAGGAUGCGGCAACUAAAGUCCAAUGGCUUUUUCCACUCGUGCUGUUAAACCUGGACUGGAGUCAACAUUAGUGGGCAAAGAAUUGCUGAUUAUCUUUACAAAAUGCUGUAUUUUCUGUUGUUGAAUUAUGGGAAAUGGAGUGUAUGUGCUGCACUAGUAGUAAAAUAAGGUGGUGAACUUGGAUUAGGUAUGUACUUACUGGGGUGACUCUUAUGUCAACAUCCUUAUACUUCUGGAUAUUACUAACAAGAUUAUUCGAUUCUUCAAAACUUGGAUUAUUUUAAGUUUGUUUUUUCUAUAGAGUCCUUAGUAUCUUAGUAGUGGGCAGAUUGCUGUCCUAGCAGUGUUUCAACAUUUUUAGAUAUAGUAUGUAUACUGUACUAUAUUUCCAAGAUUCUACCAAUUUAGAUGUAUAUUGUAUACUUUCUACAAUUAAAAGACAUUGAGGCAAUUCAGCAUAUUUAAACUACAUUUCCCAUAAUCCAAAUACACACAUUUACGUCCUUGUCAUUGUAUUUUACUAUUUGCAUUACUGUGCGAAGAGCAGACGUGUUCUUUAGACUCCAGCUUGACUGACUGGUCCUUUCAAGUUUUUAUAUGCCAAUGUUCUUCCUGGUUUAUAUUAUGUUUAAGAACAUUUCCCAGUACGCUGUAUUAGCCCAUUAGCCUUGUUCUUCAGGACGAUUGAGUACAAGCAGAACGGAAUAUACAGUCAUUUUCUUUUUAACUAACAUGUAAGGUGUAUUUCACAGAUCAGAUUUCAUUAUGGGAUAAACAAGGUAUUCAUCUCAAACCACCUCUGCACCAGCAUAAAUAUAAAGCUAUUGACAAAAUCAGGUUUGACUGAAACAGAAUUUUGUUCACAUUUUCACAAAAUAUGGUAUUCGCAUUGGCAUUCUCUUCUGCUGUCUACCAAAAGUACUUGUAUUGCUAAUCUGUAAUGUGACUGCAUCAUAAUCCUCUGAUUGUCAGUUGUCUUUUUUAAGUGUACUGUUAUUUUCUUUUCCCUUAAAUGUUCAUUUCAUUAAAAAUAAAACCUUUUUUAAAAUCA